UAAACGGCAUCCACUUUUGGUUCAUUCAUCCAAUCAUCAACAUGAAGGCUUUUGUUGCUAUCAUCUCCGCUUUGGCUUUGGCCACCGCUGACCAAUCCAGCCAUCAAACCAUCAAGCACGGCAAUGCUCCGGCUGUCCACUCCUCCAUCCACAAGCCCCAUGGUGGCUCUCAUGCCCAUGUGGUGAGCCAACCCUCCGCUCAGCCCAAUGAGGUCAACCAGGCCUACAACGAGGAGAAGUACACCGCCGCUGCCCACGCUCCCAGCCAUGAGGUCCGCACUCCGGCCUACCACCCAGCCCCCGCUUACAAACCUGCCCCCUACCACCCAGCUCCCGCAUAUAAGCCCGCUCCUUAUCACCCUGCUCCUGCUUACAAGCCUGCCCCUGCUUACAAGCCCGCCCCUGCUUACAAGCCCACUCCAUACCACCCUGCCCCCUCUUACAAGCCCGCCCCUUAUCACCCCGCUCCCGCUCAUGGUCAUGGUGAUGAGUAUGAAACCGCCCCCGUCUACCAAUACGGUUAUGCCGUGGCUGAUGACUACUCAGGUGCCAACUUUGCCCAAAACGAGAACCGAGACAACUAUGCCACCAACGGUGAGUACCGAGUGGCCCUUCCCGAUGGUCGCACCCAAAUUGUGAGCUACAACGUGGCCGAUGCUUAUUCCGGUUAUGUGGCUGAUGUCAGAUACGAAGGAGAGGCCAAGUAUGAGCCAUACCACCCAUCCCCCAAGCCCGCUUACCACCCAGCUCCCACUUACGCCUAAACGCCUAAGCCUAACUUGUUGAUGAUAUUUAUUGCAAAGCAUAUUUAUCAAUUAAACUGGAAUACCUCGUAA
Tigriopus californicus is the source of this 836-nucleotide messenger RNA. RefSeq lists its product as uncharacterized. Gene Ontology annotation, cellular component: extracellular matrix. The record is from RefSeq and is a predicted model, not a curated record. The transcript is spliced from 2 exons. NCBI's taxonomy places the organism in Eukaryota, Metazoa, Arthropoda, Copepoda, Harpacticoida, Harpacticidae. The coding region runs from base 42 to 764 and encodes 240 amino acids.